CGUCGACAGAUUUGACAGUUUGUAGAGCCGGCGGUGGGAGCUGAAGGAAUCUGACUGACACAGGGGACUGGGCAGCGCGUCAGUCGGUGAGGGGUACAGUACUCGUGGAUCCAGCGGCUGACAGCGGGAGUAUCCAGCCUUCAUUUUCAGCGGGACCAGAGAGUUUUUAUCGGCCGUGAAAACAGGAAGUCAGCAUGAUGGCAGUGCUGGGCAGCGCCGGUCGCCUGAUCCAAUUUGCCAGGAGCAGCAUCAGUCUGAGUGUGAGGAGACGCUCAACCGCUGCAGCGUUGGCCCAGACGGCGGCUCCAGAAACACAGGAGAACAGGAAACCUAAGACCGGCAUCCUGAUGCUGAACAUGGGAGGACCCGAGAAACUAGAAGACGUUCACGACUUCCUGCUGCGGCUCUUCAUGGACACAGACCUGAUGAAACUACCUGUGCAGAAUAAACUCGGUCCGUUCAUCGCCAAGCGGCGCACGCCGAAGAUCCAGGAGCAGUACAGUAAGAUCGGAGGAGGCUCGCCCAUCAAACACUGGACUUCCAUGCAGGGAGAGGGAAUGGUGAAGCUGCUGGACGAGAUGAGCCCCGAGACAGCUCCUCACAAGUUCUACAUCGGUUUCCGGUACGUCCACCCGCUGACGGAGGAGGCCAUCGAGGAGAUGGAGAAAGAUGGAGUGGAGAGAGCUGUGGCCUUCACACAGUAUCCUCAGUACAGCUGCUCCACCACAGGCAGCAGUCUGAACGCCAUCUACCGUUACUACAGCAACAGAGGCGACAGGCCGAAGAUGCGCUGGAGCGUCAUCGACCGUUGGCCCACUCACCCACUGCUGGUGGAGUGUUUUGCAGAACACGUCAGUAACGAGCUGAUGAAGUUUCCUGAAGAGAAGAGAGACGACGUCGUCAUUCUGUUCUCAGCUCACUCGCUCCCUCUGGCUGUUGUAAACAGAGGUGACCCGUAUCCUCAGGAAGUGGGAGCCACAGUUCAAAGAGUCAUGGAGAGACUGGGACACUGUAACCCGUAUAGACUGGUGUGGCAGUCCAGGGUGGGCCCCAUGCCGUGGCUCGGCCCUCAGACGGACGAGGUGAUCAAAGGCCUGUGCGAACGGGGGAAGAAGAACAUCCUGCUGGUGCCCAUCGCCUUCACAUCCGACCACAUCGAGACUUUACACGAGCUGGACAUCGAGUACGGACAGGUGCUGGGGGAGGAGUGUGGUGUGGAGAACAUCAGGAGAGCAGAGUCGCUGAACGGAAACCCUCUGUUUAUGAAGGCUCUGGCGGACCUGGUCCAGUCCCACAUGAAGUCCAACGAGCCGUGUUCCCGUCAGCUGACCCUGCGCUGCCCGCUGUGCACCAACCCCACCUGUGGAGAGACCAAGGCCUUCUUCGCCAACCAGAAACUCUCAUAGGCAAACACAGAAACACACACACUGAUGCCCCGAACACAGCAGGGCUCCCUGUGAAGAAAACAUAAGGCCUUUUUCGAUAAACACAAGCUUCAUACACGCACACUUACAACACACUCAGUUUCUCCAGGCACGAGUGUCAGUGGAUAGAAGAAUGGCGUCUGCAAAUGUUGGCUUUACUUCUGAUUUGUUGACAGAUUUAUUUUUUAAUUGGAACAAAAUUAACUGCGAAGAUAAAUUUUGUCAAAAGAUGCACAAAUCUAAGUUGCGCGUUAAAUUUAAAUUAUUACUUUGCUGGCAUUAAUAUAAACUCUCAGAUUUGAAGUCUGCGUCGAUUAAAAAACUGACACUCGGCAGAAACUGCUGAUUUUACUUCAGAGCUACAGGAAAAAAAAAGCCUUGCACUAGCUUGUUUAUUUUUGUGUUUUUUUAUUUACAUUUCCCUUGCUUACAUUCCAUUUGCUUAGCCCCUGCAAACCUCCAUGAGAGACCCUGUUUCUCUUCUCGCUGGUGCUAAAUGAAUGACAGUCAAACAUGGCGACAACGACACCACGUACAAGGGAUCUGGUUGGUUGGCUACCCCCUAUUAACCCCCCCACCUUCUCACCUGUCGCUUCACGCCCUCCUGCUGCAAUCCUUGCAAUGUGAUUGGAGGAGGUGGAUGCACCUCAAAAUGCUGCUGCCUGAUUGGUGGAAACCAGUGAGCGAUUAAGACGGAACUGUGCCGCUGCUUUUAAGAAUUCAAGAGAUUGUUAAGCUUUUGCUGUUUAAGUCACGACACGAAGAUUUAAUAAUGUGAAUAGAAGCGUCAGUUAUUGGAUUAAUCAUCCGUCUGCUUUGGUGCUGAACAGAGCGAAAGUCCGAAGACAUAAAGUCAAGCUGAGGUUGAAGGUUGAAAACGUUAAUGUCAGGGGUCAGGACCUCUCAGGGCGACAUGAAAUAAUAUUUGGGGUUUUUUCAGAUGGUUUAGAAAGCGAGGAGAAUUACGUUGUUACUACUCAAGUUCAUUAACAUGUUUGUUUUUUCCAGUUUUUUCCUUUUUUCCCUCCUCUUCUGAUAACAGAUCACAGAAUUAAAAAAUUGGUUCAUUUUAUGUAUUCACCUGCCAGAACAUAAUUUUCAGAGAGAUUUGCUCAAUAUUAACAAAUAUUGAUAAAGGCUGAAGAUAAAAAUAUAAAUUGGCAGGUGAAUGUAAAAUCCAUCGGUUACACAUCAGCAAGUUCCAACGCAGGAGUUGAUUGUUGAUGGUCCUUAACUUUGCAAAUCUCAUGAUUAAAGUUUAAAUAAUUGAUUGCGAUGUAAAACUAAAUAAUUAGCUAAAUAACUAGCUCAGUUAUUCUUUCUUUUCAUUUAUUAAGAGGUCGCUGUCGCUGCUUCUUUGCAAAACUUACGCCAAAAAACAGACAACAGAGAGACACCUAAUGCUAGCUAGACCCCCUUCCUCCCCAUACAGUUGGGCAAACACAGCACUGAGUAGCAGGUAGUAAAUGAGAGGGAAAAUGUAAGUGCUAACGUUAGCAUGCUAGGCCACUAGCUUCCAUUUUCCGAGUAGAACACAACAUAAACAGUGCAAUUGGUCCUCCCAGCUGUUGCGUGGGGCAGACAACUAAUGCUUUGUGAAGGUGUUUAAAAAGGGAAAACAAAGUUAUGUAUGAUCGUUCAUGGGCCGUACAGUAAUGAUAUUCUCCAGUCAGUAGUGCGUCAUUUAAAGAUGUUAGCAUUGUUAGCCCUAGCCAGGUCAUAGAUGUCGGUGAAAGUCAUAUGGAGCCUCAGAGCUACUACUUGUCCUUACGAGCACUGAUCUAAUACUAUCAAAAUAAAUGUUUGAUUUUGUAAUAUAUUUAGUAUUUAGCUAAGGAGGUUUUAUUAUUUUAUUACUAUGAGCCCACUGUAUGAGCCGUACAGUUUCAAGUUUAGACAUUAAGACAAAACAUUUUUUUUUUUACACAUGGGCUGCAACUAAGGCAUUAAAAGAGCAUUAAACUACUAAAGAUGCUGGAGUCGUCCUUCAAUAAGGAAAUGCAGUAUGUGUUCUUUUAAAAACUACAGUGAAGAGAAGUAGUG
Molecule: messenger RNA, 3467 nt
Organism: Lates calcarifer (barramundi perch)
Lineage: Eukaryota; Metazoa; Chordata; Actinopteri; Centropomidae
Gene: fech
Product: ferrochelatase
Exons: 11
Coding region: 195-1406 (403 amino acids)
Biological process (GO): heme biosynthetic process
Molecular function (GO): protoporphyrin ferrochelatase activity
Source: RefSeq, a predicted model, not a curated record